AUGGAUAGCAAAGUAUCAAACGUUCACAUUCAUGGCGCUAAAGACGGUAUACAAAAUGAAGUUAACACAGAAGAAGCCUCACCUUCCCACGUUGACUCCACUGCGCCUCUUAACGCCGCCUCGCCUAGUGCACUGCAAACAAUCACGCAAGUAGGAGAUAAAUCUCUUCGCAUGCAAGGUGUGGAGCCUUCUACGCAAGUCAAUGUUGUCGUUAGCUCAGCUAAGGACAGCUCUAUUCCUUCUUCAAAUUCUGCUGUAAUGUCACUUCAUUCGUCGGCCAUGGCUGUUUCUCCGACAAAUUGGUCUACAAACACUUCUACGAGUAAUAAAAUAACUAUGCCAAACUCAAGUCAACAAACUCAUUUGACACCCCCAAAAGAAAACAUAUCUGAUUCAAAGGGGAAUAAUUUAUCUAUUAAUGCCCAAACACCUCCAACUUCUGGCUCACAAGACAUGUUAACACCAAACAUAAAAGCAACCCCACCA
This is a messenger RNA of Acaulospora colombiana, 486 nucleotides long. NCBI's taxonomy places the organism in Eukaryota, Fungi, Glomeromycota, Glomeromycetes, Diversisporales, Acaulosporaceae. The record is from the annotation of a GenBank genome assembly.